Molecule: messenger RNA, 2355 nt
Organism: Bathycoccus prasinos
Lineage: Eukaryota; Viridiplantae; Chlorophyta; Mamiellophyceae; Mamiellales; Bathycoccaceae
Exons: 1
Coding region: 1-2355 (784 amino acids)
Biological process (GO): lipid metabolic process
Source: RefSeq, a predicted model, not a curated record
AUGGCAUCGGUGGUCGCCGCGGCGACGUUGACCACGCUCGCGUCUUUGUUCUACGCGAGUAAUAGUAGUAAUAGUAGUACUAACAACAACAAUUCGCGUAAUAACUCGUUCGCGGUGCAAAACGCACCGAGCGGGGUGCCGCCCAAUGAUACUAAAGAGAACGAUGCAGAUGAUGACGAUUGGCAACUCUCGGAACAACCGAGAACGUACGGAGAAACUGCCUCGCGAUUGGCGAAAAUCGUUCGCAUCGGGUGGACGGACGCUUUAUCCAUCUUGAAGAUUUGGAGGGUCGACCACUUACUCGCCAUUCGACAGUUGGCGAACCGAGACUGCCAAGACGAAAUCGCCGACGCGGUGAUCAACAUUGGAAAAGGGAAACGAAUCACGACGGGAGCGUUUCGAGAAAACAUCACGGAACACGAAAGUCUCGUCGCAAACGGGGAACGGUGGGACGAACGGUUGUUAAGGAUACGGUUGGCGUUGAAGUAUAACAAACUUUUAAGGCGCGCGAGAGAUUUCGAAACCAUUCGAGGGAGAGUGGACGACUCGUACCAGAAGAUUUUGCUCCAUCAGAUUAAACCGUCGACGUUUAAACCGGCGUUUGUUUUGUUUAAGGAUGAAAACGUUAAAUCGUUGUUGCUGGUGAUUCGUGGGACGCAUUCGAUACGGGAUUCGUUGACGGCGUUGACGGCGCAUUCGAGUCCGCACCACGCGUUGAGACCGGACGGAUCCGGCGACGUCGUCGUCGGGUACGCGCACGCCGGUUUUUUAGCCAACGCGAGGUGGUUGAUGAAAAACGCGACGGACGAGUUGAGAAAAGCAAGAGAAAUGAACCCAAAUUACGAUUUUAUGGUGGUUGGUCAUUCCUUGGGUGGCGGCGUCGGCGUUCUUUUAGCGCAAAUGCUCAGAGACGCGCAGCCGGAACAUUUUUCAGACGUGCGAGUGAUUGCGUUCGGGUGUCCGUCCAUGCUUUCGGAAGAUUUAGCCGCGAAUUGCGCCCCGUGGACGACAACGCUGAUCAAUCGAGGCGAUGUUGUGCCUUUGUUGUCCUAUUCGCGUGCGGAGGAUAUGCGCGAGCAGAUUGUGAAGACGAGCGUAGAACAAAAGGUAUUGCAACGGUUUUUGCAAACAGGCCGGCGAGUCGAAGGGGACGCGGAACUUGGCGGGCUAGGGAUCAUGGGCGAUGAAGCAGCUGGAACGUUAGCGGCGACGUUUACGGAUAAAGACGCAGCGAAAAGAGUUUUAGCGACCGCACCGAAAGUGUGCGGCGUGCCCAUACCGUGCGUCGGUCCUCGAUCGCCAGAGAAGAAGACUUUCGCUUCGCCGGACAACGAGUGGAACGAGGCGCCGCCGCCGCAAGACGUCGCGGUGCUUCCAUCUCCUAAGAUUUCUGCUGGUAGUAAUGGUGGUGUGGCUGCUCCACCGUUAGCGGCCACGAUUGCGUCUCAAAGUCGCAACUUAUUAGCAACCACAGCGUCGGCGGCGACAAAGUCUGCGCGAUCCGUCUCGUCGCGAUUGGCGAGUUUAUCAGUCGCCAUGUUACUUCGAUGCACCGCGCCGAGAAGUCAACACAAAAUAAAACCGAGCGUUGCUGCAUCUUCCUCGAAAGAGGAACAUAAAAAGCAACAAGAAUUAGAAAUAGGAACGAAAUCUUCCUCUCGUAUGGGAGGCGUCGCGGCGCACACGCAAUACGGCGUCGGAGAACUCGACGCCGCCGAGGAGGAACGCAUAUCGAGAGAAUCAAUCUCGGAGGAAAUGUUGGAUGCUUCAGAACCGGAAGCCACCGAGCGCGUGUUGCGUUUACAAAGCGACAGAGACAUCGCGAAAGCAUCAGAGGAGCUUCUAAACGCCAAAAUGAAAAUUUCGGGUGAAAACAUCUCUCCAGAACGUCUCGAAGAAAGCGAAAAGCUCGAGCCUAUGGACGAUAUCGAAGAUCCUUCCGAAACUGCCGCGGCAAUGGAAGUCGACGAUGCGGAAGGCACCAUCCUAGCCAUCGAGUCAGAACUGAAAAAACGCGGCGAAGGAGCGAAGAACAAAGAUGUUGGCAGCGGCGGCGGUACCAAGCGCAAGCGCACGUUACACGUCCCGCUCUUCCCGGCUGGCAAAAUCCUCCACAUGAUUGACCUCGCCGCGGCGAACCGAGCCGAAGGUCUCGCCAACGAACAGCCGCUUUUACGAGAAGCCAUUCCCAAAGACGCCCCACAACACUACGCCUUAUAUACCGACGUCAAACGAGAAGCGUACACCGCUUUAUGGUUGAACAAAAACAUGGUCUCCGACCACUUCAUUCCGAGAUACGAGAGCGCGUUGACCGACAUCUGCGACCAGUUACGGUUAGACGAAAGGAAAAGGUAA